GAAGAAGGGUUGAGGAUAGGAGAUAGAGAAUCUGUGAAAUAAGGGAGAGGAUCGGGUGUGGGCUUCUUCACGGUAAUACGGUGAGGGUGCUCCUCCAACAACUUAACAUUGUCAAUCUCCGAAUCGGUGGGUCUUUGAGUGGCUUAGCGCUGUAACAAACCAGAUUUAUUCAAAGUGUGAUAUGUUCUAAAAUCCCCAACCCAUUGUUUCUUGCCAUUCCUUUUUGCUUUCCUCUGCAUUCAAACAUCACUCAGCACCCACAACACUAUGCAAAAUUGCACUUUUUCCUUCCCCACUUUCUCAAUCAAUGCCACUCUUCCAAAUUUCUCAUAUUUUUCGUCGACCCUUUGCCCCUCCAAGCUUCAAAUAGGAUUGAGUUUGACUUGUGGUUAUGGUUCUUGCAAACCACUUAGGAGGAGUCGCUAUGGUGGUUCUCUUGUGGUUCAUUGUGUCUCCAAUGGAGAAAAUGAUGAUGAUGGGUUUUACAUGAGAAGAUGUGUUCAGCUUGCAAGGAAAGCUAUUGGGUUUACCAGCCCCAAUCCGUUGGUGGGAUGUGUUAUUGUCAAGGAUGGCAAAGUUGUUGGUGAAGGGUUCCACCCUAAAGCAGGCCAACCUCAUGCUGAGGUAGUGUUUGCUCUGAGAGAUGCUGGUGCUUUGGCGGAGUCUGCAACGGCUUAUGUGAGCUUGGAACCUUGUAAUCAUUUUGGGAGGACUCCACCUUGUACUGAGGCUCUAAUUGAAGCCAAAGUGAAAAAAGUUGUUGUUGGGAUGGUGGAUCCAAAUCCCAUUGUGGCCUCCAAAGGGGUGGAUAGAUUGAGAGACGCAGGAAUUGAAGUAGCAGUUGGAGUAGAGGAAGGACUCUGCAAGAGCCUCAAUGAGGCCUAUAUUCACCGCAUGGUAACGGGAAAGCCUUUCGUUACUUUGAGGUAUUCUCUUUCUGUCAAUGGGAACCUUUUGAAUUUACUUGGGAAUGGAGUUACAGAUUGUGGGGGAUACUAUUCAAGGCUAUUACAAGAAUACGAUGCAGUGAUACUUUCUUCUUCCGUAUUCAGUGAAAAUUUGUCACUACCGACAUCUCAAGAAGUUGGAGCAAAUCAACCAAUUCGGAUUAUUGUACAUGAAGAUUCUAGUUCUUCAAAUCAAAUUCCACUGGGCAUAAGUGAGGUUACUGACAAAGUCAUAAUCUUCACAGACAGUAAGUCAGCAUCAGCUCCAGAAGUGGCUCAACUAGGAAUUGAAACCGUAGCUCUGGAUCGUAUAAAUCUGGAAGCAAUUUUGGAUUAUUGCAAUUCCCAAGGAUUGUGCAGUGUUCUGUUAGAUAUUAGGGGAAGUUUUAGUGAACUUGAAGAGCUUGUUAAGGAGGGUAUUAAGAAAAAUUAUAUUAAUAAAUUUGUCACGGAAAUUUUGCCACUUUGGAAUGGAUGUGCUGAGCCAGAUCCUCUACAGAGACUAAAGAGCUUAGAGAAAAGAGUAGAAGUGGUAAAUUUACAGUCCAAGGCCUCUGGUCAGAGUGUUGUAAUCGAGGGAAAUUUUAAAUUUUAAAUUUUAAAUGGACUCAUGGGUGCUCACAAACUCCCAUUUAUUAUUUUUUCAUUGCCCUGUAUUCUGCCUAGCAUUAUUUGUUGUAGGCUAAAAUGAAAAGCAAUUCUUGUAUUUUGCUGGGCAGAAAAUCGAAGUACUGGCGAUGAUUUUUAUUUUUUUAUUGGGCUCACAUUUUUCUUAGCUGAAAGUUUUUGCUUGUAUGCAAAUAAUUUCAUCUUGAAAUUUAGAAGGGAUUGUACCAGUCUGAUGUUACCCUAAGGCCUCAUGUGGAAUGUAAACUGUGGAUGUUAGCAGUUUGAUUUGAUGUGGAUCUGGAUAGUUCAUGUGACAAAUUCACAAGUAAUAGAGAAAGUAGAGUGCUUGAUUUUGCUUAUUUUUGCUAACAGUCCUUUGUGUAGUUCAAUAAACUUCCAUGAAUUUUUACCGACAUUCAAAUUAUGUUGCAGCACUGAUCAAUGAUAUUUUCUUCAAGGGUUAUUUUCCCUUUAUUGGAGGGUUCUAUUCAAAUAUAAAGAUUGACCCAUUGCUCAUUGUGAUUGAAUUGUUGCAUUGAUGUAUGGUUCGGCGUGGGGAAAUUUAGGGCGGUGGUCUGAGCCUUUCGCUGCAGCUUCAGGUUUGUGAUCUCUUGUUUAGGUUGUAAUGCUCCUUUCCAUGUGUCAGUGUCCAACAAUAAAUAAGUGAUUUUCUGAUGGGUAAAAGGCUAAAUGUUUUAAGAUGGUCACGAGCAAUUUUUGUGAGCGCAGUGCUUGUGAACAGAAUCAAUCAAAAGCCCAGAAUAAUACAUCCUGAGUUUUUUAUUGAUUGCAUUUGUAGGCAUUGUGCUCAUGCAAAAAUUGUUGGAUGGUCGUUUACCCAAUUUUUUUUUAUAAUUUCUUUACCUUGUAUUUGUAUCCGAUACCCCAUACCAUACCCUUAACUGCAUCUAGCUCUCUGCAUGAGACGUGGCUUUGGCAUUUCAGAACAAUGGCUUUGCUUAUUUGAAAAUUGAGUAAAAACUCUUAGUAUUACAAAUCAAAUAGAUCCUAGAAAUCUAUAACUAGUCUCGUCACUCGACAAUUAGUAUUACGUUUGAACAAACAUAAUUUCGAACAUUUUCCUCUUAUGAUAUAUGGACCUUGUAUGUGUAUCCCUUUAACAUGAAAACAGGAAUCGCCGAGGUGCUUUACCCAAAUAAUUAUAGGAAGACAGCGAGCACACAAAAUGAAGCAAAUAGAACCCAGCCUUGGAUAAAGGGAUCCUCUUAC
Molecule: messenger RNA, 2786 nt
Organism: Abrus precatorius (Indian licorice)
Lineage: Eukaryota; Viridiplantae; Streptophyta; Magnoliopsida; Fabales; Fabaceae
Product: riboflavin biosynthesis protein PYRD, chloroplastic-like
Exons: 4
Coding region: 268-1542 (424 amino acids)
Biological process (GO): riboflavin biosynthetic process
Molecular function (GO): zinc ion binding; diaminohydroxyphosphoribosylaminopyrimidine deaminase activity
Source: RefSeq, a predicted model, not a curated record